Molecule: messenger RNA, 1101 nt
Organism: Peniophora sp. CBMAI 1063
Lineage: Eukaryota; Fungi; Basidiomycota; Agaricomycetes; Russulales; Peniophoraceae
Source: the annotation of a GenBank genome assembly
AUGCACACCGAACUCGACGAACUUCUCAAACAACUCAACCUCCACCCUCACGGCGCUGAGUCAGAAGAACAGCUCGAACCUCCCUAUCAAGGACCGGACCUCGCAGUGCGUCUCAUCUGCCCGGACUGCAGAAAUCCUCGUCCCGAUCUCGUGGAAGAGUUCAGCAGUGGCGAUAUUGUGUGCGGCUCGUGCGGAUUAGUCUUGGCCGAUCGCGUCGUUGAUACGCGCAGCGAAUGGCGGACAUUCUCUAACGACGGCGACGAGGAUGUAUAUGAUCCAUGCCGUGUCGGUGCACCCGUAGAUGCAUCACUUAGUUCUGCCACCGACCUGCAGACCUUCAUCUCUCACAAAGACGGAAAUUCGGCAGUUACACGAGAGCUCGAAAGAGCCGCCGCCCGUGCACGCGACUCUUCACCCAACCGCCACAUUCUAUCCGCUUUCGACCAAAUCUCCUCGACAUGCGAACGAGGAUCCUUGGCCGUGAGCAUCUCAGAUGCGGCUAAGCAAGUAUACAAACGGUGUCACGAUGAGAAGGUCUUUGUUGGGGCAUGUACUGAAGGCGCUGUAGCCGCGUGCAUCUACGUGGCGUGUCGACAAAAAAAGGCUGCAAGAACUUUUGGAGAGAUCGUUAGUCUUACGGGCGUGGAUAAGCGGGCAAUCGGAAGGAGCUUUAAGGCUAUCAAGUCUGUCCUCAAGGUUCCGACGCAGCCAGGAGCACAAGAACACCCUAUUGGACCGACUACUAUGCCGGAGGAACCGCUUGUGCGAUUCUGCAACCAGUUAGAUCUGCCGGAGUAUAUGCUCGCAUACUGUAAAGACGUCAUCAUUUGUGCGCGUGAACGAAAUAUUGCGUACGGUCUAUGGCCACAGUCGAUUGCCGCAGGCGCUAUCUCGUUUAUGUGCCAGUUGCUUGGGAUUGACCGGUCUGAGGAGGAGAUCGGGGUGGCCGCCGGCAUUGGUGACGAUACAAUUCGGAAGGUCCAUAAGGCAUACUUCGAGGAGAAGAACAGUCUAGUGAAGAUGGAGUGGAUAGAGAUUGGGAGGGCGAAGAUGGAACGGCUGUCAGUAUCACCAAACAGCCUGGCAAGCGGCGGACGAUGA